CACAACUUUCUCUACCAAUUCUAUAUCCUACCUUGUGAAGCAAUUAAUGGCUCAUUUUCUUUUCUUUUUUUUGCUCUUUGCUGGGCAACUGAUGGGUGGAUUCAGUACCCCAAAACUACCUCCAUCUCACCAUGGAGACAUAUUAACUAUUCUGAGCAUUGAUGGUGGUGGUAUCCAGGGGAUUCUUCCAGCAACUGUUCUUGAGCACUUAGAUAAGGCUCUUAAGGCUAAGGAUCCAAAUGCAGAUUUAGCACAUUAUUUUGAUGUGAUAGGAGGAAGUGGCACUGGUGCACUCAUAACAGCUAUGUUAGCGACCGCAAGCCCUGAUGAUCCUACUCGUGGUGCCUUUACUCCUGCACAAAUAGUAGACUUCUACAAACAAAAUGGCCCUCAUGUAUUCAAUUCAUCUAGACCUGGAAACGGUCCCCAAUUCGAUGGGGAGUUUUUACAUAACAUAACUCGUGAAGUGUUGAAGGAUACACGACUUAGUCAAACACUGACUAAUGUUGUAAUCCCAACUUUCGACAUCAAGAGACAAAAGCCAGUUAUAUUCUCAAACUACAAGGUAGAGAAGUAUCCCUACUUCAAUGCCUUGUUGUCGGAUAUAUGCAUAUCGGCUUCAGCAGCACCCACUCUUCUGCCACCUUACUAUUUUAAGAAUGAUGGUGUUGAGUUCAAUAUGAUUAGUGGUGCAUUUCAAAAGAACAAAGUUAUGUGAUUUCAUUUGUAUGAGUUUGUAUUAGUUAUCCAUGCUUGUUGUACUAUCUACAGAAUAAGGUUGAAGCCAUAUAUAUGUUAUAUAUGCAAGCAAGAACCACGAAUAAUAUACCAAGCAUGUCCCUUUUGUAAAAACAAGGUUAAAUCUAUUUCAGUUCUAAUUAAACCUA
Messenger RNA from Vigna unguiculata (cowpea), 887 nucleotides. RefSeq names its product patatin-1-Kuras 2-like. Gene Ontology annotation, molecular function: glycerophospholipase activity; monoacylglycerol lipase activity. NCBI's taxonomy places the organism in Eukaryota, Viridiplantae, Streptophyta, Magnoliopsida, Fabales, Fabaceae. Gene Ontology annotation, biological process: lipid metabolic process. The record is from RefSeq and is a predicted model, not a curated record.